This is a messenger RNA of Racocetra persica, 599 nucleotides long. NCBI's taxonomy places the organism in Eukaryota, Fungi, Glomeromycota, Glomeromycetes, Diversisporales, Gigasporaceae. The record is from the annotation of a GenBank genome assembly.
AAAGUGACGAUUAUGAUAUUGAAGAAUCAGCAAAUAGUGAAAAAAGUGAUAAUGAUUUUAGUGAAUUUACGAAUAAUAAUGAAAGCAAUAAAUUAGUAGAUAAUGAAAAGAGCGAUUAUAAUUCUGAAAGUGACGAUUAUAAUAUUGAAGAACUAGCAAAUAGUGAAAAAAGUGAUAAUGACUUUAGUGAAUUUAUGAAUAAUUAUGAAAGCAAUCAAUUAGUAGAUAAUGAAGAGAGCGAUUAUGAUUCUGAAGCUAAAAGCUUAUCAAGUUUGGAUGCUGAUAAAACAACGAUUAAAGAAUUAUUUGAAAAAGUAUUUAUAAAUGAUGGGCUAACAUGCAAUUCCCCGAUGGAAAAAGCUUAUUAUUCUGCUCAAAUAUUUUCAUUAUUAUGCUUUAAAUGUGGUGAUGCUGAUAUUGUUACUCCAAUUCCGGCUACCCAAUACCCAUUAUAUACAGAAUGUACACAAAAAGGUGUCAAAACACCAACUCGUGGCAAAUCCUUAAAAUUUACAGCACUUUAUAUUUGGAUUCCUGUUUCGGGUGCAGAUGUUGAGCACUCAUUCUCAAAUUACAAGCAUAUUUUAGAUGAUAAAUAG